Messenger RNA from Argentina anserina (silverweed cinquefoil), 2081 nucleotides. RefSeq lists its product as uncharacterized. Lineage: Eukaryota; Viridiplantae; Streptophyta; Magnoliopsida; Rosales; Rosaceae. The transcript is spliced from 9 exons. The record is from RefSeq and is a predicted model, not a curated record. Bases 122 to 1864 code for a protein of 580 amino acids. Gene Ontology annotation, molecular function: ubiquitin binding.
AUCCAACCCUACAAAUAGCCAAUGCAACCCGAAAAGCCCUUUUCUUCUUCUCCAUUCUCCCCCUCGUUUUCACACUCAGCCUCUCUCUUCCUCUCGACCCUGAAAGAUUAGUGGCUUGGAUAUGGGGAUCAAUGAGGUUUUCAGCUCCUUGAAGGAGAUUUUCCCUCAGGUUGAUUUUCGCGCUCUGAGAGCUGUUGCUAUAGAAAAUGCCAAUGAUCUUGACGCAGCUGUGAAUGUUGUCCUGAAUGAGGUUCUCCCUAUCUGGAACAGUCGUCCUGCUAAGGUUCAGAGUCCAACAACUGAAGUUAUACCCGAGGAGCACCAGCGGGUAGGUAAGGAAGUAAAGGCCCAGCCUCUUCCAGCAGCAGAAUUCAGCGAUGAUGAAGAUGCCAACAUUACUGGUCAAAGAGUGUUUUUGCAUGAGAAAUCUCCCCUGCUAGAACACACAAAUACAUUGAAGAGUUCUCCAGCAGCAGGAUCCACUGAUGUCGAAAAUGCCAGCAAUACUGAUCAGACAGUAUUUACAAGUGCUGCCUUCCAUGAGGUUUCUGCAAUGGUAGAUGACACAGAUUCAUUGCAGAAUGUUCUUGCCUCCUUAGAUGUAGAUCAAGAAACUGGGCGUCAGGAACAAGAAUAUGUGAACACUGGAUGUAAAGAAAUUGAAACUCAUAAUGUUGAUGUUAGGCUUCAGCAGUUUUCAUCUGGAAUGACAGCCAAUUCAGAUCAUGAAAAAGAGGGAAUUGUUGACUGUUCUAUCAAUAUGCCUUAUGAGUGGAAAGAUUUCAGUUUCUCACAAACUGAUGAUCUAGUUGACUCUCUGUUCGUGGGUGAAAGUUCGAUUGUUCAGCUGGAUCCUCAUUCCCCAGAACAUGUAUUAGAAACCGUCCAAUCCAAGGAAGAUGAUUGUUUCUAUGAUUUGGCUGAUGAUGUCAAGGAGUCCACUACAAAUAGCAUAUGGAAUAUUGAUGUUCUUGAGGAGAGCAUUGAAGAUGCUAAACAUAACAAGAAAACUUUGUUUUCAGCCAUGGAGUCUGUUAUGGCCUUGAUGAGAGAAGUGGAACUCGAAGAGAAAGCUGUGGAUCGUGUCACAGAGGAAGCUGCAAGAGGAGGUCAGGACAUUAUGGUGAAGGUGGAGGAAUUAAAACAGAUGUUGGCUCAUGCAAAGGAUGCAAAUGACAUGCAUGCUGGUGAAGUUUAUGGGGAAAAGGCAAUUCUAGCAACUGAAGUUAGAGAGCUUCAAUGUCGAUUGCUCGGUCUGUCAGAUGAAAGGGAUAAGUCACUUGCAAUCCUUGACGAGAUGCGUGAAACACUUGAAGCCCGACUAGCUGGAGCAGCAGAGUCGAGGAAGAUGGCUGAAAAUGAAAAGCUAGAAAAGGAAGAAUCUGCCCGGAAAGCACUUGCUGAACAAGAGGCGAUCAUGGAGAAAGUAGUUGAGGAGUCAAAGGCAUUGCAACAGGCGGCAGAGGAAAAUUCCAAGUUACGGGAGUUUCUGAUGGACCGUGGUCACAUUGUAGAUAUGCUACAAGGAGAAAUCUCUGUAAUUUGUCAGGAUGUCAAGUUGCUGAAAGAGAAAUUUGAUGAGCGUCUUCCUCUAAGCCAGUCGGUUUCAUCUAGCCAGACAAGUUGCAUCUUAGCUUCUUCAAGCUCAUCCUUGAAAAGCGUGGCUUCUGGCUUGCUUCUAGAACGAGUUGUGUCAGUUGGGUCAUCCGAGUCACCAAAGACCCCAGAGAGGGCGAGUUCUGUUGCUUCAGUUGACGGCCUUUCACCAAAAUGCAGACUAGAAAAUGGAACAGUCGAGGUCAAUAAACAAGCUCUUAUGGACGACGGAUGGGAGGUUUUUGACGAAGAUCUGUCGGAGCAUUAAACUCAUGCGUAAUAAUAAUAUUGUGAAUAUGGCGGCUAGUUAUGAUGAUCUUCACCCAGAUGCUUAUUUUGUCAUUGGUUUUUAGUAGGGUUAUUUUGUCGCUAGAGAGCUUAUUACUACUCCCCCUAUAGAGUUGGCGAGCUUUUUAAGUGAAUUUAUUUUGUACAGUUUUGAACGCAAUAAUUUAAACCUGGAGAUUUUGCAAGUGUUCUAUAUA